AUGGAGAACGAACUCCAAAAACUACGACAGCAACUUCGCGAAGAGCAACGCCGACGCGAAGUAGCUGAGGCCCGUGCUUUGGAAGAGCAGCAACAGCGCGAGGGGGCAGAGAAACUUCUCGAACGCUAUCUCGAGGCUUGCCACGAGCUUAACCGCGCCAUCCAAGUGGUGACUGAUUGCACCCUAACCACUCAAGGUGUAACCACGAACCCUACCGGCCGGAUUUAUCCUCGCCGAAUCAUUCCAUGGGAUGACUUUGCAACGGAACAAGAGGACAUUUGGGACAAACUAUCCACGGGCCAACUGCUCACUUCCCAGUCUGCCUUUCCGUCUCAUCAUCAAUUGGAGUACGUUCGCUCUGUGCUCAAGCUCAUCAACAGCGAGGACGGGCUUCGGAACUUUGAGCGUGAUGUCGUCGAGAAUUCCGUUCAUAAGUUGGUUUACGAGGCAUCCAAGGAUCCGCUACUACGAACCAAUCUCGGUCUCGAGGGCAUCGUGACAUUAGAGAGCCAUACGAAUCUCGGGAGGACCAGUGACCUCACCUCUGUAGCCAUGGAGGACAUAUCCAUAAGUGGGCGCCGUGCUGCGGCCACGGUAUCGGCCUCGGGAUCGACGCUUCCCAAGCCUCGUCGAACAGCGAAGGGGAAAGGCGACCCGCCCCAUAAGCUGAGCGUCGACGAGAUUGUCACAGGCUUAGAAUGCGAGAUCCAGCCAGACCGAGACGUAAUCAGCAAAUACAGCGAGGGCUUCUUGUUUGCAUCGAGGUCGCUCGUCGCCGCUGUCAUCACCCAGCUCUUCUCCUAUAUGGUUGGAAAGGGCAUUCAGUACGGAUACGUGUGCACAUGGGAGGCCUUCGUCUUCCUUCACAUCCCAGACGAUCCCACCACUGUCUAUUUUUCCAUAUGUGUGCCGAACCAAGACGUUCAGGAUGACGACGAGAACAGGCUCCACCGCACAGCUGUUGCGCAGGUCUUCGCCUUCAUCCUGCGGGCCCUCCGCGCAGAACCCCCUCCUUUGACAAGGAUUGAUGCGACCGCAGGUCUCGAUACCUGGGCUGUGGAAUACGAAGAUGUGCUGAAGAAUAUUCCUGAGACGGUGCGCAAAGGCAAGAAGCGUCCUGCUUCUCCUUACCAACCCCAGCGUUGGCGAGGUUUCAAGCGCUCUCCGAUCCGGACCCGUUCUCGUUGCCAGCCACCAGACAAGAGUGCUGGUAGUCAAGGAAACAGCGAUGACGGUGGGGGAGAAGCUCCGCCCUCUCCCACUCCAAAUCGGCCGGCACAGUCUAAAGACAAGGGGAACACCCGUACCGCGGUUAGCUCAGCCGGGAAACGAGGACAACCCGGGUUAGAAAACCAGCAGAAGGACCAAUCGACGCGGCAGAGAAUACAGGAUCGGCCGUUCUGCACGCAACGAUGUUUGUUGGGCUUGGCGAACGGCGGGCAGACGGACAAGAGCUGCCCGAAUUUCGAGGAUCACGGACACCGACAUAUCGAGUCAUCCAAGUUCCUUAGUCUCCUUCGCACUCAGCUUGCCCAGGACCGUGGGCGGGAGGCGGAUUGCAGACCCCUCUACCUCCCAGGGUCGGUUGGGGCGCUCUUCAAGGUGCGACUUUCUUCCCAUGGCUAUACGCUCGUUGCCAGAGGCGUGGAGACUUUUGACCUUGGCCGGUUGCGGCACGAGCAUGAUAUGUAUAGUCGGGCCCGGGCCAUCCAGGGGCAGCAUGUCCCGGUAUGCCUCGGCAUGAUCGAUCUGAUUCUGCCACACUACUACGAUGGCGGUGUGUAUGAGCACUUUAUGUUUCUUGGCUGGGCUGGCCGAGUUGUAUAUAAUUGCACCGACCAGUUCAACAAGUCGAAUAUCGUCGGUGCGGUCACCACAGCCUUCACUGAACUACACAGGCUGGGCGUCCUUCAUGAUGCGAAGCCUCGCAACAUUCUGUACAAUGCAGACAGUGGUCAGGUCAUGAUCAUGGAUUGGGAGCGAGCAGAGUUUUGCGGUCGCCAACCUCUCGGCCUCAUCAGCCCGAAUGGCCGAGUCAGAAAGAGGAAGCCCAAGGCGACGAAGAAGCAGGGAAAGGAGACUUUCGAGACAGAGUUGCAAUCUGCAGUGGAAUCCGUGUCAAAGCUCUCAGACUGA
Geosmithia morbida is the source of this 2136-nucleotide messenger RNA. RefSeq lists its product as uncharacterized. The record is from RefSeq and is a predicted model, not a curated record. Lineage: Eukaryota; Fungi; Ascomycota; Sordariomycetes; Hypocreales; Bionectriaceae. The coding region runs from base 1 to 2136 and encodes 711 amino acids. The transcript is spliced from 3 exons.